This is a messenger RNA of Chlamydomonas reinhardtii, 2568 nucleotides long. RefSeq lists its product as uncharacterized. Lineage: Eukaryota; Viridiplantae; Chlorophyta; Chlorophyceae; Chlamydomonadales; Chlamydomonadaceae. Gene Ontology annotation, biological process: DNA damage response. The transcript has 9 exons. Bases 334 to 2136 code for a protein of 600 amino acids. Gene Ontology annotation, molecular function: single-stranded DNA binding; metalloendopeptidase activity; polyubiquitin modification-dependent protein binding. Gene Ontology annotation, cellular component: nucleus. The record is from RefSeq and is a predicted model, not a curated record.
AUUUAUAUGUUUCCUGCCUUUCUGCCUGAACACUCGCGCUGGUGCCCAAGCGUUUGCUCCCUGAACGCCCUCUCGCUGCAGCUUGCUUCCAGGCUGCUGGUUUUGAACACGCGAACUAUCACUCCUGCAGCAGCUUGUGCUUAGUCACCGCGACAGCCGCGUGCCCGCGCGCUGACAGCCACACCUAGUCGACGAACCCGGCUCGGCGCGGCUUCUGCGUCGACCCCGCUGGCCACGCAAGGGGCGGCAGAGCUUAGUGCGCUCAGAAUGUAGGCCGUGAAGUGCCGGCACGCACUGUAAGCGCGCUGUGAGGACGUGCAGCGUGUAGAGCCCAUGGACGAGUUUGAGGAGCUUGGGGACGAGUUUCCCGACAUUCAUGGCUUGUUCCUGUACUACAAUGACCUGUACUUCGGCGGCGUGCUGCUGUCCAACACAACUGUUGCAUGGAGCUCAGCCCGCAUGACCUCCUGCGGUGGCACUUGCCGCUACCACCCGCAAGCCGGCUGUGAGAUCCGCCUCAGCGAGCCGCUACUCAAGCUCCGGCCAGUCCGUGACAUGAAAAUGGUGCUGCUGCACGAAAUGAUCCACGCCCACAACAUGACACUGAAGAUCUACGACCCUGACCCCGGAGGGCACGGGCCGCCGUUCAAGGCGCUCAUGGACAAGAUCAACAAGUCAACAGUACCGGAUCCUCAGCGGCCGCCCGGCGGCUACAACAUCACCACCACUCACAGCAUGCACGGCGAGGUCAAUAACUACCGCACCCACCACUGGGAGUGUGACCGCUGCAAGAAGCUGAUCCGGCGCUCCAUGAACCGCCCGCCGCAGGAGGCCGACUGCUUCGGCAUCCGCACGCGGGGGCCCACGGGCGCCGCAUGCCGCGACCCCAACUGCGCCUACCACGUGCACAUCCGCACCUGUGGCGGCACCUUCGUCAAGGUCAAGGAGCCGGAGAAGCCGCCCAAGCACAAGCCGCAGAAGCAGUCGGCCUCCGCGUCCGCCUCAGCAGGGUUGGCGGGGGCGGCGGGGGCGGCAGGAGGGUCCGGCGCAGGCAAGAAAAAGGCAUCCUCGGUGCCACCGGUGCUGCCGCCGGGCCAGCGCAGCAUAGACAGCAUGCUGGGCUUGAAGCGGCCGGCGGUCGGCAGUGCCUCUCCUGAGAGCCCAGGCUCACCGCGUCCGCGCAUUGCGGCUGGCGGCGCCGCCGCAGCGGCAACUAGCACCUGUGAUGCAGUUGCAGGUGCUGGAGCUGACACUGGCGCUGGGGCUGCGGGAGGCAAGGGGCGGGUCAGUACCAGCGCAGCAGCCGAUGGCACUGCGGGCAUGGCAGCACGGGGCGGACCGGCGUCUCGGGGUGCAGCAGGAGGCGGUGGACAGGGAUCGCGGCCAGGCUCAACUCUCGGCAGCGCCUCUGAGGCCCCUGAAGCUCAAGGCGGAGCAGCAGCAGCAGCAGCAGCAGCAGCCACUGGCGGUGUGCCGCCGCCCGACGCGCCGGACCCCACGCCCAUGUCAGCGGAUGAACUGCGGCGCAGGUGCGCGGAGGCGGCACUCGCGCGCUUUGGCGGCGGCUACAGGGCUGACGGCGGCGGCAGCGGGAAAGGCGGCGGCAGCGGCGGCAGCGCUGGGCCGCUCGGGCCCAGGCCACCACUACAGGCUGUAGCCGGUAGCGCCGCUGCCGCCCCGUCAGGUGGUGGCACGGGCACGUACACAGGACCGACUGCGUCCGGACUGCCGCCGCAAGGCCGGAGCCACGCCGAGCAGGACAGCAAUCUUGGUCCAGGCCACGACGCCGCCGGCAAGGCCGGCAGGACCAGCACCAGCGGCGUUGCGCCGAGCCCUGGGGCUCCAUCGCUAUCUGGCUCUGCGGCAGCGCCGGCGCACGCCGCGGCGCCAGCAACUGUGCCCGCAGCCAAAGCCGCACCGCAGCCGCAGGCGCCGCCGUGGCCGCCUGACGUGGACGUGUUGCUGGUGGACGACUCGGACGAUGAGGAUGGCGUCGAUGGAGGGGCGCAGCAGGAGCAGGAGCAGGAGCAUGGAGAAGCACAGCUGGAGGGCGACAGGGUGGCAGGGCAUGGGGGGCCGCAGGGCAGCGGCGGCGACGCAGAGAUAAUUGAUCUGGUGGAUUCGGAUGACGAUUGACGGAUAUGGCUACGCGGAUUAGGCAGACACGGUGCGCAUUGGCAGAAUGCCAAGGCAUGGAAGGAUUCUGGUACGUAACAGCGCUGCGUAGUCAUGCGUUUGGUCUUUGGUCGUUUCGUUUUCUCAAGCGCCCGUGCCUGACCCCUGCACCUGCUUGUGUUCGAACGCUCUCGGCGCGACGGGUGCACGGCCUGCAUACCUAGCGCUGGCGUAGCAGGCUGUGAAAGUAGGACGUGAGUCAAGUGACGCGUCAACCUACUCGAGUCUGGAACGGUCUGGAUGGGGAUGGGGGGCCGGGCGCUUGACUCAGCGCAAUGAGUGAUGGCCGUCCGGAAUGACUGUGCAUAGACGUCGGGCCCAAAACAGUUCACUGCCUGACAUUCACGUUUAUCACGUCAUUCAAGAACACUGAAGGCCGUCACGAACCGCAAA